Arachis stenosperma is the source of this 606-nucleotide messenger RNA. RefSeq names its product protein MAIN-LIKE 2-like. The transcript has 4 exons. Lineage: Eukaryota; Viridiplantae; Streptophyta; Magnoliopsida; Fabales; Fabaceae. Gene Ontology annotation, biological process: meristem maintenance; meristem development. The record is from RefSeq and is a predicted model, not a curated record. Bases 1 to 606 code for a protein of 201 amino acids.
AUGGUGGAGAACUACUUACGCGCUACGGGAUUCUACUACGUCUCUAGAAUUGGAGUCAUAAGAAGAUUUCACCCCAUGUUAGCUGCUCUGGUUGAAAGGUGGAGGCCUGAAACCCACACCUUUGUAUUGCCGAUAGGUGAGGUUACAGUGACAUUAGAGGAUGUCGCUCAUAUAUUCGGCUUACCCAUUGAUGGAAAGCCUGUCAGUGGAUGGACAGAUAGUAGUGGCGAGUUCGUUCAAAGAUCGACCCUAUUCACGGACAAGUCGACUGCAUAUGCCCAUGCGAAAUAUCUACCGUUGCUUCGCAAUUUCGAGCGGAUCCAUACUUAUAGUUGGGGGUCAGCAUGCCUCGCACAUCUUUACAGAAUACUAUGCCGUGCAUCACGAUAUGAUACAAAGGAGAUGGAUGGCCCUCUAAAUCUCUUGUUUGUUUGGGCAUGGGAGCGAAUGCCGUGUCUUGCUCCCGUACCGAGACAAACGCUUCCACCGGCCAUGAUACCAGUUUCCAUGAGGUGGAGUUAUUCGGAACGGACCACAGCGUGGUCAUCGAAGAACGUGGAGACAUUCAGGCAUGAUAUAGAUUACAUGCAGGAGGCCAAAAUUUGA